This is a messenger RNA of Musca vetustissima, 1548 nucleotides long. Its product is annotated as cytochrome P450 6d3-like. The transcript is spliced from 5 exons. The record is from RefSeq and is a predicted model, not a curated record. Gene Ontology annotation, molecular function: oxidoreductase activity, acting on paired donors, with incorporation or reduction of molecular oxygen; iron ion binding; monooxygenase activity. The annotation marks the transcript as partial. Lineage: Eukaryota; Metazoa; Arthropoda; Insecta; Diptera; Muscidae.
UUUUUGGUAAUUUUAAUAAUCGCAGUUACCACCCUGUGGCUAUUUUUAAAACGCCACUACUCCCAAUGGAAACGUUUGGGAUUUGAAUCCGCCGAAGCAGUAAUACCCUUUGGUACAUUGAGUAAAGUUUACCGCAAGGAGCUACCCUUUGGAUUAUUGAUGGCCGAUGUCUAUGAAAAAUUCCAAUCGAAAGUUGUUGGGAUUUAUUUAUUCUUCCGUCCAGCGCUCUUGAUACGAGAUGCCGAAUUGGGACGGCAAAUUUUAACUUCCGAUUUUAAUAGCUUUCAUGAUCGUGGUAUUUAUGUGGAUGAGAAAAAUGAUCCAAUGUCAGCAAAUAUCUUUGCCUUGGAGGGUCAAUCAUGGCGUUCGUUGAGAACGAAACUGACACCCUCUUUUUCGUCGGGUAAAUUGAAGGCAAUGUUUGAGACUGUCGAUGAUGUGGCGGAGAAAUUGAGAACGUAUUUGAACGAUCAAUUGGAGGAUGGUAAAACGCAUAUUUUGGAUGUAAAAAGUAUUCUGACCACCUUUGCCAUUGACAUCAUUGGUUCGGUAAUAUUUGGCCUGGAAGUCGAUAGCUUCAGCCAGCCGGACAAUGAAUUUCGGGUGCAGAGCGAUCUGUUGUUUAACAAUGAGAACAAUAGUUUUAUGAAUAGAUUCCGGAAUUUAACCAAUUUUAUAUGUCCACCCAUUGCCAAACUGUUAACCCGCCUUGGUACAAUCGAACCGGUCAUCUAUCGCCUGCGUGACAUUGUCAAAGACACCAUUGAAUUCCGUGAAGAAAAUAAUGUGAUACGCAAAGAUCUACUACAAUUAUUAAUUCAAUUGCGGAAUACUGGUAAAAUAUCCGAUGAUAAUGAUAACCUUUGGAAAAAAGUAGAAUCCGCAGCUACAAAUCUUAAAUCAAUGUCCAUUGAUAUGAUUGCCUCAAAUGCAUUCCUAUUCUAUAUAGCUGGAUCGGAGACCACAGCCUCCAGUACUUCAUUUACAAUUUAUGAAUUGGCCAUGAAUCCUGAAAUUUUGAAAAAGGUUCAAAACGAAGUAGAUGAAUGUUUGAGGAAACACAAUCUCAAGCCGGAGAGCCGGCUGACCUAUGAGGCCAUACAGGAUAUGAAAUAUUUGGAUUUGUGUGUUAAGGAAACCACCCGCAAAUAUCCUGACCUCCCCUUUUUGAAUCGCAAAUGUACCCAGGAUUUUAAAAUACCCGGAUCAAAUUUAACCAUAAAAAAGGAUACAGGAAUUAUUAUAUCCCUUUUGGGUUUACACAGAGAUGCAAAAUAUUUUCCCAAUCCCAUGGAGUAUAGGCCAGAACGUUUUGCCGAAGAAAGCAAGGAUUAUGAUCCAACGGCAUAUAUGCCAUUUGGAGAGGGACCAAGGCAUUGUAUAGCCCAGCGAAUGGAAGUGAUGAAUUCGAAGGUUGCCCUGGCCAAAAUCUUAGCCAAUUUCAAUAUCGAACCGAUGCCUCGUAAAGAAGCUGAAUUUAAAUUUAAUACAGCACCCGUUUUGGUACCGGUAAAUGGUCUGAAUGUGGGUCUCUCAAAGAGAUGGUAA